Anopheles funestus (African malaria mosquito) is the source of this 1873-nucleotide messenger RNA. RefSeq names its product cytochrome b-c1 complex subunit 2, mitochondrial (gene UQCR-C2). The record is from RefSeq and is a predicted model, not a curated record. Bases 144 to 1463 code for a protein of 439 amino acids. Gene Ontology annotation, molecular function: metal ion binding. NCBI's taxonomy places the organism in Eukaryota, Metazoa, Arthropoda, Insecta, Diptera, Culicidae. Gene Ontology annotation, cellular component: mitochondrion. The transcript has 4 exons.
CAAUUUUUCAAUACCGAAAGGAAAAAAAACUGAAAGCCAUCGAACGAGAGCACCAACAAAGUUCCGGAGAUCUCUUCUGUGGCCGCAGUUAAGCAGUCCGAUUAACUAACUUCCAGCCAGUAAAACUAAACAGGCUAGAAAAUAUGGCAUCCGUAACAUCGAAAACCCCGAUGCUUCGUGCAGCAGCGGCCCGUGGCUAUGCCGCACACGCUCAGGCUGCCGCUGCUAGCCGUGGUUCGGCCGAAGUGCAGACAACGACCCUGCCUAACAAGCUGGUUGUUUCAUCGGCGGAACCGAAUGCUGCUGUAUCCCGGAUCUCGAUCGCUUUCCGUGCCGGAUCGCGCAACGAAACUGCCGAUAGUCUAGGUGCAGCACAUGUGCUGCGUGCUGCAGGUGGUCUCUCAACCAAGACGGCCACCGCGUUUGGCAUUACGCGCAACAUUCAGCAGUCUGGCGGUACCCUGACGUCUUUGGCCGACCGUGAGGUGGUAUCGUACAGUGUUGCCGUGACGAAAGAUCAGCUGGAAGUGGGUUUGAAGUAUCUGGAGGCAACUGCCACCGGUCAGGUGUUCAAGCCCUGGGAGUUGGCCGAAUUGGUACCCGUUAUCCGUAACGAGCUGGCCCGUUUGCCAUCCGAGGUUCAAGCGGUCGAGUUGCUGCACAAGGCCGCCUUCCGUGACGGACUGGGCAAUUCCGUCUUCUGCCCAGACUAUCUGGUCGGCAAGCAUUCGUCGGAAACGAUGCAGCACUAUUUUGCGACCAACUGUACCACGAACCGGGCGGCCGUCGCUGGAGUUGGUGUUGAUCAUCAGCUGCUGGUGGGCUUUGCCCAGAGCCUUGCCCUUGAGUCAGGAGCCGGCGGUGAGAAUAAAUCCACCUUCAACACCGGUGAAGUGCGUCGCGAAGGUUCCGGUUCGCGUGCCGCUGUUGCCGUUGGCACUCAAGCGGUUGGUUGGAAAUCGUUGAAGGAAGCUGCAGCCUUCUGGGUGUUGCACUUUGCUGCGGGUGUUGGACCGGCAACCAAGCGUGGGGCCAACAAUGGCGCACUCACGAAGGCUCUCGGAGGUGUUAAUAGCAGUGCCCUGUUCAACGGAUACACGGACAAUGGACUGUUCGGAUUCAUCGUAUCCGGCAAUGCGAAGGAUGCGGGUAAGGCGGUUGAGGCUGGUGUAAAGGCCCUUAAAUCGCUCUCAGUAACUGAUGCCUGUGUGUCCCGUGGUAAGGCAUUGGCCGUUAUGGCCGUGGCUGAUAUUACUGAGAACCAAAGCUCCCUGCAACAUCAGUUGGGCGAAGAGUCGGUCCUCUUAGGACAGGUGUACAAGAAGAGUGACCUAAUUGCUGCCGUAAAUGCCGUCACCACUGGUGAUGUUCAAGCUGCCGCCAGCAAAGUUGCUUCCAGCAAAUUGGCAAUCGGCGCCGUUGGCAAUCUGUCCCAUGUGCCGCAUCUUUGUGAGUUGCACUAAUUCCCGCAAUUAGAAGUAGGACGGCUCACUGAGGGAAGAGGGAAAUUUUCUGGACAAUGUUACUGUUUUUGUUUCUUUCUCCGGAGUCGUCUUUGUCCGCUACCAUCAUCGCAGGCUCAGAGAAACAGAAACGCACUAUGCAUAGCAAAAGCUGUAGUAUAAUUCAACCUGAAAACAAUAUCCGAUAACACAGCAAGCACCCCCACAGAUUACGGCCGAUCAGAACGAAAUUGAAAUUAAUUGUAUGUGCGACCCCUAGGGGUCAGCUAGUGGUAUCGUUAUGAGCAGAUAAUACCAAUGAAUAGAUUGAUUCUGUAUCGAUGUAUUGGAAGUGUUUUAUUGAGAUAUGGAAGGAAAACUAACCCACAUAUGGUGCAAACAAUUUAUUCAAUAAAUAGGAUAAACGUCAA